UGAUGUGUGUCCCCGGGGACAUUUGAUGGAUUAAAGCUAAGCAGCUCCAUUUCGUAGCACCACCUGAUCUUCCACUGCCUGUGCCCCAUAUAAAGGCUGGCGUGAUUGCUGAUCUCAGCUAGUCUGACAGUGUCUCUCUCUCUCUCCUCUCUCUCUCUCUCUCUCUCUCUCUCUCUCUCCCUCCUCUCCCUGUCUGUCUCCAUCUCUUCUCUUCCUCACUGCUCCCUUAAGCCUGCUGCAUCACAGGAGCUAUCCAGUGCUGAACAGGAUUGCUUUCAUUUUUUAAUUUUUUUUUUAUUUUUCUCGGGAGAGCUAGGGGAGCCAGAGUGCGCCGCGCAGCAGUGCCGUCCGCCUCGUUACCGCUGGUUUAUCGACAAUUUUUUUUUUUUUUUUUGGGUUGAAAUUUUAUGUUUUUGGCCGGUGUCUCCCCCCCACGCUACCGCAAGGAUUACCUUUAAGCCAGCUCUGAUCGGGUGCUUUCUCAGACGGUCCCACGUUUUUUCUCAUGCAUUGUUUUUCUCAACUCGCUGCGUUUUUACCCAUUGAAACAUGCCCCGCUCAUUUUUGGUGAAGAAAAUCAAGCUAGAUGACUUCUCCACCUCCAACCACCACCAUCUGGACGACUCCUUCACUUUUGCGCGCUCCAUCACAGACUCGGUGACCAGCCUCGGCGUCCGCCUCAGUGAGAAUGGCUACAUCCAGGACUACAUCACGCCGUCCGUAUACGAGGCGGAGAAAAAGAUGGAACACAAGUUGGCCUCGCCGGUGUCCGACCCCCUCUACACCCAGGUGAGCAGCGGAGGGGAGUACUGCGACCCGGACCUGAAGCACCCCGACAGCCCCCAGUCGGGCAUGACGGCCAGAGGCUACUACAGCGGUGAAUCGGACGCACUGGCAGAAGGUUACACCAUGGAUGCCUUCUUCAUCUCCGACGGGCGCUCGAGGCGGAAGGGAGACUGCGAGAGCGGGGGCGAGGGUUCCAGAAGCAGCAGCGCCAACGCGGGGGCUCAGGAGAGGGUCGCGGGCGGCGCUCGCCACACCUGCAACGAGUGCGGCAAGACGUACGCCACCUCCUCCAACCUCAGCAGACACAAGCAGACGCACCGAAGCCUGGACAGCAAGAUGGCCCGCAAGUGUCCCACCUGUAACAAAGUCUACGUGUCCAUGCCGGCGCUGGCCAUGCACAUCCUCACCCACGACCUCAAGCACAAAUGUGACGUGUGCAGCAAGGCGUUCAGCCGGCCGUGGCUCCUUCAAGGUCACAUGCGCUCGCACACGGGGGAAAAACCCUUCGCCUGUGCCCACUGCGGCAAGGCCUUCGCUGACCGUUCAAAUCUUCGCGCCCACAUGCAAACACACUCUGCCUUCAAGCACUACAGAUGCAAGCGCUGCAAUAAGACCUUCGCUCUCAAGUCCUACCUGAACAAGCACUAUGAGUCAGCGUGCUUCAAAGGCUCUGCAGAUGAAAAUGACUCUGGAUCAGAAGACUAAGGAUGAAGGAGAAAACCCCCCGAUGCCGUAGGUACACCUCCAGUAACCCC
Messenger RNA from Cynoglossus semilaevis (tongue sole), 1541 nucleotides. It is a transcript of the gene scrt2, whose product is annotated as scratch family zinc finger 2. Gene Ontology annotation, biological process: regulation of DNA-templated transcription. Lineage: Eukaryota; Metazoa; Chordata; Actinopteri; Pleuronectiformes; Cynoglossidae. Gene Ontology annotation, molecular function: DNA-binding transcription factor activity, RNA polymerase II-specific; RNA polymerase II cis-regulatory region sequence-specific DNA binding. The record is from RefSeq and is a predicted model, not a curated record. The coding region runs from base 550 to 1491 and encodes 313 amino acids. The transcript is spliced from 2 exons.